UGCUUUGUUUCUGCUGCACCUGCUUCCCUGGAACCAGCCCAACCCCAGCUUGUCACAAUGACUCAGCAGAUGUCUGCUGUAAGGACCUUUAUGGGAGGAAGAAGAUUCAGUUCUGCAUCUGCUAUGUGUGGACUAGGCGGGCACAGAACCUAUGUCGCCUCCAUGCGCCAUCGAGUUGGAAAUGGAUGUAGGGUCCAUGGCUUCAGCAGCCAAAGUCUUUACAACAUGGGCAGAAGCAGAAUUUCCUGUGGUAGUUAUGGGGUUGGAAAUGAUGGCUGUGGUAGCCUGGUGUAUGGUGCCAGGGUUGGUCAUAAUGGCCCUAGAAUUUAUGACUCUAUUGGAAGUUGUGGGCCUUUCAGAGGAUAUUCUAACUUCAGGGGUGAUGGUAUCCAUGGAGUCAGGAUCAAUGAGAAGCUCCUGAAGCCUCUACAUGUGGGAGUUGACCCAGAAGAACAUGAAGUACGAAAUCAUGAAAGGGAAGAGAUGAAGAACCUCAACAACCAGUUUGCUUGCUUCAUUGAUAAGGUUCGGAAUCUAGAGCAGCAGAACAAGAUUCUCGAAACAAAGUGGAACCUCUUGCAAGAGCAUGUCAUGCCAGCAAGGAAAAACCUUGAACCAUACUAUGAGAAUUUCAUCAGCAACAUGAAGAAGGAAUUAGAUUGUUUGCUACAUGAAAGAGAACAUUUAUCAAGUGAAGAGGAUGCCAUUCAGCAUUUGGUAGAGGAACUCAAGUGCAAAUAUGAAGAGGAAUUCAAAAGACGUACAUCAGCAGAAAAUGAAUUUGUACUACUCAAGAAGGAUGUAGACUCCAUCUCUCUGAGCAAGACAAAGCUGGAAGGGAAAGUGGAUUUGCUGAGACGGGAACUUGAAUUCCGCAGAUGUGUUUAUAUGGAGGAACUAGCACAGCUGGACGGCCAUGUCUGCAACACCAACAUCCUUUUGCAAAUGGACAACAGCCGAGACUUGGACAUGGACCUCAUCAUCAAAAAUGUUGAGGCCUGGUAUCAGAGCAUUGCCCAGAGGAGCAAAGAAGAAGCCAAUGCUUUCUAUGAAAACAGAUUCCAAGAGCUUCAGGAACAAAGAGGAAAAUAUUCAUACGAUCUGAAGAUCAACCGGCAUGAGAUUGCAGAUCUUACCCGCCUGGUCCAUAAGUUGCAGUAUGAGCAUGAUGCUAUUAAAAAGCAGGUUGGUACUUUGCAAACAUCCAUUUGUGAUGCUGAGCAACGUGGAGACUGUGCUCUUAAAGAUGCUCGGGACAAGCAUAUUGAGCUACAGACUGCUCUACCGAAGGCUAAGGAUGGCCUAGCUGGGUUGCUGAGGGAUUACCAUGAACUUCUCAACACCAAAUUGGCUCUGGAUAUUGAGAUUGCUACAUAUAAGACACUGCUGGAAGGGGAGGAGAGCAGGAUAUGCACAGGAAAUCUUGUCAGUGUCGAUGUGGUCAAGCCCCCCUAUACAGAAGGCUCAGCUCGGUUCAUUUCUUCAGGUGGAUAUGGUCGUAUAGGUGGAGGACUCAGUGGAGGAUAUGGCCAGGGAUAUAGUGGAGGAUAUGUUGCAAGAGACCAUGGAAGAUACCACAAAAACUACAGCUCCAGAAGUGUUGAAAACUACUCACGGACUGGAGAUAGCAAAGCAACUACGAGACCCACCUUUGCAGAUGCAGAAUUCUACCCGGGAACAGUAUCCAGCUCCUGGAUUUUUUCUCAUUUUGCUGGUAAACCAAGUACUCCUGUAGGCACUGACAGCUCCUCAGCAAGAGGAGAGGUGGGCAUAAGUGUAGAUUGCAGCCCAGGUGCAGGACUUAGCUCAGGAAGCACACAAGGAUCAGUCAGCAAUGUAGGUGGGGGGCAUGCCACUGGGAAUAUAGGAGGAAGUGGCUUCACACCAGCAGGGGCCAUCCCAUUUGGGACUGGACGAUUGGGACCUAGGAUUGUAGGUGGUCCCAUGGUGGCGGGUUGCCAGCCUGGAGUUGCAUCAGGUGUUGGCUUUGGGAAUGUAGGUAUCCAAUGUGUAGGCGGUCCAGCUAUAGGGGGUAUAGCUUUUUGGGGAAAACCCUGUGUAGGAGCUCCUGUUGGGGUGUGUUAUCCUGGAGCAGCAGGUGCCCCUGUUGGGGUGUGUUAUCCUGGAGCAGCAGGUGCCCCUGUUGGGGUGUGUUAUCCUGGAGCAGCAGGUGCCCCUGUUGGGGUGUGUUAUCCUGGAGCAGCAGGUGCCCCUGUUGGGGUGUGCUAUCCUGCAAUUUAAAAAUCUUCAUACACAAACUAACAAUUUUUGAAACAAUCUACUGGCAAAAGCAGUGAUCAGAGCCCCCCCCCAUGCUAUAGGAUUUCAUGGAUCAUGAAAUCUUUGUAACAAUAUUCAUGCUUUCCUUGGUCAUUUUGUAUUUGCACCCCAAUGAUUCUAUUUCAUCCUUAAAGUAAAGUAUCUGCUACUGAGUCCUAUAUGGUCUCCCCACCUCUUGGUGCCUUUUUGUUUUUGGCACUGGCAUCUUCAUGAAACAUACCCUCAGUAAAAUACAUUUUCUUUCUUUUUAAGAAAAUAUGAACCAAUGCAUAGGGUGUUUUUUUUCUGUAAUAGACUGGGCUGUACUAAAGACAUUUUUAAUCUGUGUUAUGGAGAACCUUAAUUGACAUACCGUCACUUUAGAACCAUUGUGAUCAGGGCAUAUUUUGGUAAAAAAAUGAGGUGCCAGUACUCAUACCUUGAUAAAAGUGCCAUGGAUGCCAGCACAAAAUAGCUGCUAUGGGCAGCAAAAAAAAAAAAAAGGUGGCAGUACUCCAUACCAGUGAGUGCUGCCUCCUCAAAGCCCUGAUUUUGACUAAUAUAAGGAUAUUAUAGGCACCACCACCACCAGGGUCUUAAUUCCCUUCGUGUGCUUUGAUUACAAAUGUUCUCCGCUUAUAUUGGUAAUGUUAAGUGUGAAGUCAUUUUAAGCAUCAUUUGAGAUAUAAAACACAAUUUGGUAAGCAGAAAACAACUUCAGAAAUCCAAAUGUACAAAGUCAACGAGCAUUCUCACAAAAUUUCUGUUCGAUUUCUACUGCAAAAUGGGAGGGGUGCAGCAUAUAGAAUUCGUUGGGAAGGACAACAAUGGUGAAAGUGGGUGAAGGGAAAAUGAAGAUCAAUAAUAGCUAUAGCAUGUAAGGGCAGAGAGAAAAAUGGUGUCUACUGAAAAAGAUAAAUCAGAAUAAGAACCCUAGCCUCUUCCUGUGACUACCAAAGGCACUAACACCUGCCUUCCUGCCCUCGCCACAAACACACACUUUUGAAUGCUCAAACUUACACAGAGACUUUUCUUCCAUCAUCAUGAGGACUAGAGACCUGCUCCUUUAAAAAAGAAAUGGAAAACUAGAAGAGGUUUGUCUCAGGAUUCUUUUUGUGCCAUCACAUGCAGUCCCUGUCAUGUUGAUUCUCUCCACAUUCAGGUUCCCUAGUUAUGUAUCAGCAAUAAUGAUUCUCCUUUAUUGCAAAUUAUGGGCUUCCCCUCAAAAUUGCCUUUCACAGCAAGAACAGUACAUUUAAAUUGAGCUUUUUGUGGAAGAUCAAGAAGCCAUCGCCUUAUAUCUUUUUGGGUUUGGGCCAUUGUUUAAAAUGUAUUAGAUUACACAGCUUUGUACUUCUCCAUGAGGUUGGUGUUCUUCCAAAGUGUUCUUCCCAGAUCCUCUGCCUACUUGUGAAUUGUUUGGUGUUGGUGGGUACCUCUUAUCUCAGUGGAUAAAGUUGUUACAACAUGACAUGUGGCUUUGCACGUUGCCCAAAAUCCCUAUGUUUCUGCUGUUGCCUACAAUAAAAUGCAUGCAUAAUUAAA
Molecule: messenger RNA, 3804 nt
Organism: Rhineura floridana
Lineage: Eukaryota; Metazoa; Chordata; Lepidosauria; Squamata; Rhineuridae
Product: keratin, type II cytoskeletal 4-like
Exons: 9
Coding region: 58-2241 (727 amino acids)
Biological process (GO): keratinization; intermediate filament organization
Cellular component (GO): keratin filament
Molecular function (GO): structural constituent of skin epidermis
Source: RefSeq, a predicted model, not a curated record